Hylaeus volcanicus is the source of this 1905-nucleotide messenger RNA. Its product is annotated as protein Fer3-like. Gene Ontology annotation, molecular function: RNA polymerase II transcription regulatory region sequence-specific DNA binding; protein dimerization activity; DNA-binding transcription factor activity, RNA polymerase II-specific. Gene Ontology annotation, biological process: developmental process; regulation of transcription by RNA polymerase II. The transcript has 4 exons. Bases 531 to 1046 code for a protein of 171 amino acids. NCBI's taxonomy places the organism in Eukaryota, Metazoa, Arthropoda, Insecta, Hymenoptera, Colletidae. The record is from RefSeq and is a predicted model, not a curated record.
CUAUCGAAUUUGUCCAAUCGGUUACGCAACAGAGGGUUAAAAAAGGACGAGGUUGAAGAGCUACUAGCCGCAAAAAUUCCGAACGAAUAGUUUAUCCAUCUUUGAAGCGACACGGUCGAUAAUCCCGAUAUCGUCGUUCAACCCCCGCGAAACAAGAGAAGCCAUGAGGGUUGUUCGCAAGCUCCACCCCUAGCCGUAGUCGUUCGCCCAACGAGCGCGUUUCAUCGAAGGUUCUCCGAGGUUGAAGUUAACCAACGGGAACGCGGGACCGCGACGCAGGCGUCCAUGAACGACGAAUAAACGUGCCCGCAGAGGGGUUGCUUUCGAAAGGGGCAGGUUCAAAAUCACAGGACACCGAGAUCGUCCUGACGUGGACAGCAUCGACGCCCUCAGAACGAAGGUGACACUGGUCGGCAAGCUUUCGUUACCGUGAUCUAACCUCGCGACAGAUAGAUUUUUUUAAUUUUUUUUUUGUUUUUAUUAACAGCAAAGUGUCCUAAACUCGUUCGCCGCUGGACAGAACGCGGGAUAUGAGCUACACCGAACAGUUGUGGGAGAUCAAUGGAAAUCAAGCACCAGUGAUUACAGCGGACAUGUCGCAAUACGUCAGCGGCGAACUCGGAAGCUAUCCUGUGUGGGACAGUUCGGUUUUGUAUCAAGCACCACCGCCUUCGCAUUCUCAUGUCAACGAUCACGGAUUGUACAGACAACCAUGCGCGUUGCUUCACCAGAGUCGAUACACGCCUAAUGGGAGGUCGCCGAAUCUUCCAUCAUCAACCACGAAGAAGCCAAGGCGUCGCGUGGCGACAGUUUCGCAAAGAAGAGCCGCGAACAUCCGCGAAAGGCGUAGGAUGUUCAACUUGAACGAAGCUUUCGACAAGUUACGCAGAAAAGUACCAACUUUCGCGUACGAGAAGCGAUUAUCGAGAAUCGAGACUCUACGUUUGGCGAUCACUUACAUCGCAUUUAUGGGAGAAUUGUUGGGAAUCGAACCGAGCAGUCCAAAGCCAGAAUACAUUCCGAGGGAGUAUUAUUUGCCAAAUUAAACGCCGAACACCGAGCACUUAACUCUUUGCGGUUGAAAUUUUCAAAUUUCGGUACAUCUUCGUCGAGCCUCUCUCGACGUAAGACCGGCAAACGGUUAACUAAUGGGUUAAUAAAUAACGUAAGUUCAUCGAUAAGUGAAUCGACGGAGCGAAUCAAUGAGAACGACCGCGUAGGUGUUGUAAAAUUAAAAAUAUAUAUGUACAACGCAAUAAGAAUCCUAAUUUCCCACGUAUUUAAAUAAAGCGAGAUGAAAACAUGGUAAAUAAAUUCGACGCGCGCCGAACAUGGUAAAUUCAAUGUGUUUUACGUAUGCACGCAUGUAGGUAUUGUGAUCGAGUGUGAAACGAGCUCCGAUGUACGAGCUAUAGUUAAGAACUAUCCCGAAAAAGAGAAGAAAGAAAAAAAACAUUAAUUAACACUUAAUGUUUAUGUGAUUUUACGAAGUAAGGUGAAAAUCCGUGUCUUCCAUAAUUAAUGAAAAAUUUGCGUAUUAUAUGUAUAUUGUCAUUAUAUUUAAAUAUAAGACAUACAAAAACUGUCAUCAAUGUAUAUGUGUGUGUACAUUCCCCAUCUAUAGUGUGAUGUUGUUACAGUUUCCCCACAAAAGUAAUAACCCUGUGUUUGUGUAUACCGCUAGUCUAAUAGAGUUAGAUCUCAAAUGGAGGCGUUUUUCAGGUCUCAAUUUUGAGUGUACGCGAGCUUUCUACAGAGUAUCACUAAUGAAUGUAGUUACAAUUAACAAUAUCGAUAGUGAAAUGUAGUUCAAUUAGAAACGAGAUUCGAACACGAUCUUAUUCAUUCCAUCGUUUUUCCACCGUCUAUAUUUGAUGUUAUAGAUUGUAAUAAAAUUGGAAGGUA